Molecule: messenger RNA, 2345 nt
Organism: Polyodon spathula (Mississippi paddlefish)
Lineage: Eukaryota; Metazoa; Chordata; Actinopteri; Acipenseriformes; Polyodontidae
Product: F-box only protein 27-like
Exons: 5
Coding region: 726-1553 (275 amino acids)
Biological process (GO): glycoprotein catabolic process; SCF-dependent proteasomal ubiquitin-dependent protein catabolic process
Cellular component (GO): cytoplasm; SCF ubiquitin ligase complex
Molecular function (GO): protein binding; ubiquitin protein ligase activity
Source: RefSeq, a predicted model, not a curated record
UUUCCACUCAGUUAGAUUUACCAUAGCUACAUAAAGCUGUGCCUUCUUACACUGUAUAGUUAAAUCUCUCUCUAAUCAAUAAAGAAAAGGCAGCCACGCAGCAGAGUGACUGCACCAACGCGAUUUCAGGAAGCCAAGGGAUAGAACACAUUCAUGAAGUGAAAAACGAAAGUAUAAUAUUCUUUUGGUUUCUAUCGAGAUCAAGCCAUUGCAUGGAACGAACCAGUAAAAAAUAAAGAUACAUUUUUAAAAAGGCGAGGAAUGUAGGUCCGGUGUAGCUUAUGCAUCGUUCUUAAAAUAUAUUUUGGUGUUAUUUAGACGGGGGGCGGAAUGCAAAGCUGUGUAACAGUACAUUUAAACUGUCUUUUAAAAAUUCGCAAUUAUGCUACAGACGUCAGCAAGCUAUUUAAAAUAUUAUUUAAUCAGGCUGUUUUUUUUUUUUUUUUUGUUUUGUUUUGUUUUGUUGUAUUCGUUCACAUAACAGAAUGUAUAAACAAUAAGAUACCAUGCCAAAAUUAAUUAAUUAAUUAAUUAAACAGACAACAUCUAAAAUAAAUAACAUUUAUGCGGGGUCAUUUAAUUGGUACCAGGUUUAUUUUACUCCAGAAUUAUUUUUUCUCACUGCAAAAUGGUGCGAUUUAUAUUUGAUGUCUCCCAGUUAAUUCUGAAGUUUGUGCCAACACUAAAAAUACGUCUGAAUUUGUGUUGUUCCUAUUUAGAAAACAAUGGGGCAAAGUCUACGGCAAAGCUGUAAAAUUCAGAGCUCUGGUGAUCGGGAGACAGAGCUCUAUAUGGACCUAUCCGAACUGCCCGGAGAAGUUCUACACCUUAUUCUCAGACACCUCCCAGCCUCUGUUCUGCUCAGAAAUUGCCAGUAUGUCUGUAAGAGGUGGCACUGUAUCAUAGACAGCCAAGCCUUCUGGAAAUUCAAAGCCGAGGAAGAAAACAAACAUCUACAAAUCGUCAAGAAAUGUGUACCUGCCAACAUGGACUGGAAGAAGUUAUGUCUCAAAGAACCGUUUCACAAAAACUUAAUCCAAAAUCCUUUUGGUAAAGAGGGCUUCAAAGGAUGGGACAUUUUAAACGGGGGGGACGGGUGGUCAAUUCGAACGUUCCCUCCUGAAGACCUUGCGGGAGUCUGCUCCACCUUUGUUUCUUCCUACUUCUGGUGUAAAAAAUCCCAAACAAUUAAUCUCCUCGAAGAGGGACUUUGGGAAGACCUCCUGGAUAAUUAUCAACCGGAGAUAUGCAUACAAGAUUGGUAUUCAUCACACAGGGACUGCGGAGGAGAAUAUUUGAUGAAAGUCAAGUUAUUAGCAGCAGACAAACGGACAGUGCUACAGAAAUACAAUUCUGGAUUGAAAACCAUACCAAUUCAACCUCUUCAAUGCUGGGAAAAGGUCGCCCACGUGUUUCGCAACUAUGGACCUGGUGUACGCUAUGUAAAGUUCAAACACGCAGCAAAGGACAUCUUGUUUUGGAAAGGCCACUUUGGAACUUGGGUCACAAAGACCUCCAUAACUGUUAGGUUAAAAGAUCCUGCCCAAAAAUGAAAAAUUAUCCAUAUAUGUCUGUAUCUUGUGUUUUUAUGUGCAACUAUUCAGCAACAACAAUGGAAAAGCUGAAGGCUCUCUGUGGCUUCACAAUGGGACGUGCAGCUGGUUGAGUUGAGCAACGUGUCCAUCAAGUUUCCCUAGCUAUCCCAGGAAUGGAAACAUUUGCAGAGAACCAUCAUUAGAAAGAAAGGACAACUCAUGACGGAAAUGUAGACUAGUGCAAUACAUUGUGACACUCAACAGACCAUUGCAGCCCAAAUCAAUGAAGCCUCCACAGCUGUUUCUACUCUAGCAGUGCAUCAAAUUGUACCCACGUUGCGUCUGCUGUAUGUCUUGUAUCCAGUGUUUAGAUUUCUAUUAGGGGAGUGCUAAUCAAAGUUGUACCUCUUGCUGGCUUUAGUAGAUUAUCACUGGCCUUCUUCAUGGUUAUUUGCAUAUGCAUUAUACUUCAUUUUGUGAUACAUUGAUCUAACAAGUACACCACUGUAGAUCAAACCAAAUCUGUUUCUUCCUGCUAUCUAAUCAAUACCUGUGCUGUGGUCUGGUUUUGUACCAGGAAACAGCAGCAACGUCUACUGCUAUAGCAUUGUCUUUGAAAUACCUGCAUAUUCCAAAGUUUACAAAAUAAACUGAAAGAAUUAGGGGGAUCAAGUAAUAACAAGAGGUAAUACAUAUACUUCUAAUAACUAUCCAGGCACUAUUCCUUCACCAAUGCUCUUAAAGUACAUUCACAGCUUUGUACUCAUGUGAUAAAUAUCUUGUUUAAAUAAAUGUGCUUAAAAUAACUGA